AUGCAAUAUAUAUAAACUAACCGAUUAAGACUAAUUGAGUAAUUCACACUAUAUAUCGUGAUUUUUGAAGCUUGAAAAGAUAGUAAAUACUAAAUAUAUACAAUACAAUAAGCAUGAUGAAAUUUGAAUCUCUUGUUCCCUUCCUCCUUGUUUUGUUGGUCUCUAUGGCUAGAAAUGAAGCUAUAGCAGGCGGUUAUCACCCCAUCAAGAACAUCAAUGACCCAUACAUCAUCGGAAUUGCUCAUUUCGCCAUCACCGAGUACAACAAGCGAGGAGAAGGGGCAAAGCUAGAGUUCAUGAAGGUCAUCAAGGGUGAAUUGGAGUUUGUCCAAGGGAUCAACUACCGCCUCAUUCUUUCUGCCAACGACGGUUCUGCUUCUAACAAUUAUGAAGCCCUUGUGUUAGACGAGCCAGUCAAGUACUCUAGGAACCUCAUUUCCUUUAAGCCUCUUCAUGCUUAAAUUAAAUUCUCAUGUAUGCCUUAUUACCAUACCAAUAAAAUUUUAUAUUUUGUAGAUCGAAUUGGA
This is a messenger RNA of Trifolium pratense (red clover), 527 nucleotides long. Its product is annotated as cysteine proteinase inhibitor 5-like. Bases 114 to 461 code for a protein of 115 amino acids. The transcript has a single exon. NCBI's taxonomy places the organism in Eukaryota, Viridiplantae, Streptophyta, Magnoliopsida, Fabales, Fabaceae. The record is from RefSeq and is a predicted model, not a curated record. Gene Ontology annotation, molecular function: cysteine-type endopeptidase inhibitor activity.